This is a messenger RNA of Cryptococcus wingfieldii CBS 7118, 1758 nucleotides long. RefSeq lists its product as hypothetical. Bases 1 to 1758 code for a protein of 585 amino acids. The record is from RefSeq and is a predicted model, not a curated record. NCBI's taxonomy places the organism in Eukaryota, Fungi, Basidiomycota, Tremellomycetes, Tremellales, Cryptococcaceae. The transcript has 3 exons.
AUGCCCUCCCUCUUCCACAAGAUCCUCCACCGCAAAUCAAAGUCCACCUCCUCCUCCGCCGCUUCCCCUUCUUCCCCGGCCUCAAAAUCCACCCCCAACCUCGCCCAGUCCACCUCCAGCAAAAAUGGGAGCAGCUCGAGGCUCCUGAGGCGUACGCCUUCAGCGUCUGCUGGUGGUAGGGGAAAAGGAGAAUGGGGUGCGAUGCAGGGAGCAGUCGUUCCGCCGACACCGCCAAAGCCGACUUUUGGGAGUGUGAAUGGGAGGCUGAAUGGCGUGAGCGCCACUUCUCCGCAAAGGGCGCAGUUCGACACUGGCAUCUCUGCCGACGCCGGGAGGAGGGAAGAAGAAGACGUUGUAGUUAUCGACCCUUCUCGCGAUCCCCGUCAUUGUCAACCCCAAUCGCGCUCUCGCUUCUCCCCGCCCAACAGCGCCGAUUCGAACGCUACCACCUCCACUUCCCUAUCCCAAGACGGGACCGUCGUCCCCGGUACGAACGGUCUCAAGCGAGGCGGGACCCUGAGAAGCGUGCGAAAGCUGGAAGAAGAAGGGCGUAUGGAUGAUUUCCCUUCGCCGCCUACACGGCAGAACGAGCUUAUCCUGCCAAGUGCCGGCCACGGGCAAGGGUACGAAGCAAGGACGAGCCCGGGGCUAGCUAUUCCAGUCGGCAGCGGUACUUGGAUCCCCUCUCAACACUCCCCUUCUUCAUCCUCCCUCUCCUCCCCUUCCCCUGAACAACCUCUUUCGGACGGGUUCUCCCGCCUCGCUAUCGACCCCCGACAAGGCUCCCGAGACGCGCGCGAGAGGGAAGCAGCCCUCGCAGCCGGCCGUGCGCCGUCUGCUGCUGCGACGUCUACGGCAGGGCACUCGGCUUAUGAGACUGCUCCUUCGUCUCCGACUGGCGAGAAGGCUUCUCUGGUUGGGUCGGAUACGGCUACAGAAAGGGGUGUGCCCGUUACUGCCUAUUCUUACGCUGCGCAAGAGGCGAGUGAAGAUCCCCUUGCCGCUUUGGAAGAACACCGCCGCGUACUGUCGGACAGACUUCAUUCUGAGAUAUCCUCGAACUUGGCUUCAUACCCGAUUUUGACAGAUGAGGGUCAAGAGACGUUCAAAAGGGCGGGGAUGGAUGGGUUAGUUGGGACGCCGGGGACGGUAGAUAUCCAGACGAGGUGGUUGGAACCAGUCAUUCAAGAGCAUAUAAGACCCCAAGUGCAUACAGAGUAUACCACCGUCAUCGACAGACAUAUCAUCCAUCACCAUACCCACCCCAAGAUCCAACCGGUCAAAGACCCAUCCCCCACCACCCAGACCCCCAAACACCGCAUCUUCUCCCCCCAAACCAACUCCUGGCACGAGCUCUCCCCCGCUUCCGCCCGCCUCGUUCUCGGCGACGACGUCUUCUUCAACGGACCCCAAGAAGCUCGGGAAGAAAGAUUCUCCCUCCUCCCCGGCUUUGGCAAGAUGCUCCCCGCAGACGAGGGGCGGUGGACGAAGGAUGCUGGUGGAGAGUGGGUGGAAAGGCCGAAGGAGAAGGUGGUUUAUGAGGAUGUACCUGGUGGGGAAGAAGAGGGAGAGGGAGGGUUCAGGUGGGGGAGGGGCAAUGGGAAAGUGUGGGAGAGAGAGUAUCCUCUGGGGGCGGCGGCGGAGGAGAAGGGGGAUUGGACGGAUGUGUUGGGACUUCGGUCUGGAAAGAGCGGGAAGAGCGAGGGAAGUGGAGGGUUGCCGAGGAGCGGGAGCCAGAGUGUUGGUGUAGCUUUGUAG